Equus caballus (horse) is the source of this 3880-nucleotide messenger RNA. NCBI's taxonomy places the organism in Eukaryota, Metazoa, Chordata, Mammalia, Perissodactyla, Equidae. The record is from RefSeq and is a predicted model, not a curated record.
AAUUUGUCAUGGCAGCCCUAGGAAGCUAAGACAGAUACAUACUACCGGCGUCAGUUACCACCGUUUGAUAUUGACCAUGAUCAUCUGGUGGAGGCAGAUUUUGCCAGCUUUCUCCACUGUAAAGUUACUCUUUUUUUCCCCUUUCCAUACUGCGCUCUUAGGAAGGAAGUCACUGUACACAGCCCACCUUUGAGGGGUGGGGAGCUGUGCUCUGCAUCAAAGGAGUGUUUAUUUGUCGCUAUUGUGAAAGAAAUUUCUUCUUCCAAUAUUUUCAUAUAUGUUAUUACCAAUAUAAAGGACUGAUAUUAUCUCUUGAAGAACUUUUGUACUGACUUUAUUAAACCCCUUUAUUAAUUCUAUUAGCUUUUUUCCCCCCAUUUGAUUUCUUUGUAUCGUCUGGAAUUAUAGCUGCAAGUAGUGUUUUUGUCUCUUCUUUCCCAAUGUUUACAUAUUACUUUUCUGUUUCAAGUCUUAUUACAUUGGCUAGGAUUCCAGAAGACUAUUAAAGAACAGCAGUGACCGACGAUCUAGUGUACAUCCUAGGAUUUUUGUCCGUUGGGACCCUCAUUUCUUUUGGGAAACUCCUCCUCCUCCACUCUGUAGUGUAAUUCUGGUGGGACUAUCGCCAGUCACAGAUACUACCCAACUGUUUUGGUACAGAGCUGAGCACAUGGUCCAGGUCGAGCCAAACAUAAGACUCUAUUUUCCCGGCCAGGGUGAUUGCUCUAAUGGUGGGCCAGAAACCGAUGCAGGCCAACCACUUUUCUCCCUGUUUUUCGUUUGUUUGUAGCUAGAAGAGGAGGGGAAGGUCUGAUCUUCUGGCUUAGAGAGGGGGAAAUGGAGGAAUGACAUUCGCUGGAGGCCACACUCCCUUGCCCAGGAAAAGACAGGUCCUUUGCAGAGAAAGAAUGAAGCCAAGGAGAGAAUCAAAAACGGUGGGAGAGGAGGGAGGGGAAGAGAGAUGGGGAGAGGAAUGAUAAUGAUCACAUCUUUAAAUUCCUCACUCCAAACUCCCUGGGUAUGUGAGCCCCAAAAUUGACGUUUUCUGUUUUCUUUGCUUAAGCUGGGUCACUUACAACAGAAGGAACUUUGACUACGACAGAAAUCAUCCUCACAGAAAUCAUCCUCGUCUUGGUAAAAACAUUUGUUAGGCAAAUAGUGUGUACUAGGCUGAGAACACAUGGCCCAUCUAUACAAUCUCAUUUAAUCCUCACAAUAACCAGCGAUUUAGAUACUAUUUCGAGUUUACAAAUGAGGAAACAGGCUCUAGGAGGCAGCAAGUUGCCCACGUCUCCCACGUGGAACUCAUCAGGUGUCUCGUGAAUCCACAUUUGCUAACGCUCACAGCUUCUUGUUCCCCAUCCCAGGCCGAUGGAUAAAUAUCCAAGACCAGGGAACAUGAGCUGUCUUACUUGGAAAGUGCGGGCUUGUUGUCCUCUCCUGGUAGAUUCUAAGUUCUUUAAUUGAACUUAGUGGUGGGAGGAAAGCAGGCUGCAAAAUCCGAACCCAGUCUCAAAGCACGUGGUGAGUGCAACCUGUGGAGCGGGUACCAUAAGGCCGGGAGGGAGGUGUCCGCGCUGCGCCCCUGGCUGGCCGCUAGCCGGGUCACGGGGUGAGAACGCUAGGUUCUUCCACGCCACACGUUUCAGACCGCGGGACUCCCAGGGGAGGCGCACAGCCCGGGCAUGCCCUGGCGUUCCAGGCUCGGAGGACCCAGCCCCUGCAAUGCUUUCCGUUUGUUUCUAGGGCUUUUCCAAACUUUGCCUUCCAAGUCCGGGAGAUCGUGGGCCUUUGCAAGAACCGCGGGCGUCCACAACGGUGCGGAGGCGCGAGGGGCGCGCGAGAUCGCAGACCGGCCGGCGGCGCGCUCAGCGGGGCCCCAGGCUGCGGGCGCGCGGCGGGCGGCCCGGGGCGGGGACUGGCGGGGGCCGGCCCUGCGCCCUCCCGGCGGCCGUGCCCGCGCUCCCCGGCCGCACGACGCCAGGCACAUGGAGGCCCCCGAGGAGCCGGGGCCUCGCGGCCGGAGGGCCACCCCCGAGCGUCGCGCGCCGGGCCGCCUGCCGCUGUCCGACUUCCGAGAGGAGCUGCGGGCGCUCCUGGUCCUGGCGGGUCCCGCGUUCUUGGCCCAGCUGAUGGUGUUUCUGAUCAGCUUCAUAAGCUCCGUGUUCUGCGGCCACCUGGGGAAGCUGGAGCUGGAUGCUGUCACACUCGCCAUCGCAGUUAUCAAUGUCACUGGUGUCUCGGUGGGAUUUGGCUUAUCUUCUGCUUGCGACACCCUUAUCUCCCAGACAUAUGGGAGCCGGAACUUGAAGCACGUGGGGGUCAUCCUGCAGAGGGGCGUGCUGGUGCUCCUCCUCUGCUGCUUCCCCUGCUGGGCGCUCUUCCUCAACACCCAGCAAAUCCUGCUGCUCUUCAGGCAGGACCCGGAUGUGUCCAGGCUUACCCAGACCUAUGUCACGAUCUUCAUUCCAGCUCUACCUGCAACCUUCCUUUAUGCAUUACAAGUGAAAUAUUUGCUCAACCAGGGAAUCGUACUGCCCCAGAUUGUAACUGGAGUUGCAGCCAACCUUGUCAAUGCCCUCACCAACUAUCUGUUUCUUCAUCAGUUGCAUCUCGGGGUGAUGGGUUCAGCAUUGGCAAAUACGAUUUCCCAGUUCACCCUGGCUCUGCUCCUCUUCCUCUACAUCCUUGGGAGGAAACUGCAUCAAGCUACCUGGGGAGGAUGGUCCCUGGAGUGUCUGCAGGACUGGGCCUCCUUUUUCCGCCUGGCCAUCCCCAGCAUGCUCAUGCUGUGCAUUGAGUGGUGGGCCUACGAGAUCGGAAGCUUCCUGAGCGGUAUCCUGGGCAUGGUGGAGCUGGGAGCCCAGUCUGUUGUGUAUGAACUGGCUAUCAUCGUGUACAUGAUACCUACAGGCUUCAGUGUAGCUGCCAGCGUCCGGGUAGGGAACGCGCUGGGUGCCGGAAACAUUGAGCAGGCCAAGAGGUCCUCAGCUGUCGCCCUGCUGAUCACAGGACUCUUUGCUGUCAUCUUUUGUGUCCUGCUGUUGAGCUGUAAGGAUCUUGUGGGGUACAUUUUCACUACUGACGGAGAAAUCGUUGCUCUAGUGGCCCAGGUGGUUCCAAUUUAUGCUGUUUCCCAUCUCUUCGAAGGCCUUGCUUGUACCAGUGGUGGCAUCCUGCGGGGAAGUGGCAAUCAGAAGAUUGGCGCCAUCGUGAAUGCCAUUGGGUAUUAUGUGGUUGGUCUCCCCAUCGGGAUUGCGCUGAUGUUUGCGGCCAGACUCGGAGUGGUUGUGGACCCUGAAAACCAUGGAGGAAUUUUAAUGGGAGAUAUCGAAAAAAAAGAUGAGACUCAGCUGGAUCAGCAGAUGCACCAAGAAGAAUGUCUUCAGGUCCUUCCAAGGGACACGAUGAAGUUGUCCAGGAGACAGUUGGUGCUGCGGCGAGGGCUCCUGCUUCUGGGGGUUGUCUCAGUCUUGCUGUUGGGGAUCUUAGUGCGAGUAUAUGUCAGAAUUCAGUGAUGUGGCAAGAGAGAGCUAGGCAGGUCAAGAGAUGCUUUCCAGCUUACAAAUAAAUAAUUCAGAAGCCGCACAGUGGCAGUUCGUUUCAGUUAACGUAAUUCAGGAGUGCCCAUGGAUUUCAAGACUUGAGAGUUCAAAGAUGUAUUUUCUAGUGAAGAAAAGGAACUAAGGUAAAACCUAUGUUCUAGUCCAAGACAAUGUCUCAAAGGCUACACUGUCUCAACGAAAGACUGCUGUGUACUGACUGCAUCCUGCUAUAGCUUUGACAUUUCUUCUGCUGUUUAGACACGAGCCCAUGUACUGAGUGCUUAAGGAUUCUUACUAUCUGAAUUAUUUAAAAUAUAUUUUACAAUAUAUCUUUC